CAAAAACCACAACAACCAGACCAGGCAUUUUAACAUCAAAAGUCAAUUAAAAUACGUAAAAACAAACGCAAGCAAAGUUAAUCGCAACGCCGACGCUGCUGCUGCUGAAUGUCCUACAAAGUUGAACCACUGCCUGACUCCUAUGCCGGCCUAGGCGAGGGACCCCACUGGGAUGUGGCCACCCAGAGCUUGUACUACGUGGACUUGGAGGCUGGCAAACUCCUUCGCUACGACUUCAAGCAGAACAAGGUUUACGCGACCCAGAUUGAGGGCGAGAGUUUCGCUGCCUUUGUCCUGCCGAUUGAGGGCAAGCCCCAGGAGUUUGCCGUUGGCUGUGCUCGUCGCGUGGUCAUUGUAAAAUGGGAUGGUGUCUCGCCAGUGGCCAAGGUGGUACGCACCCUAUUCGAGGUGCAGCCGGAGCUCGAGAAGAAUCGCUUGAACGACGCCAAGGCCGAUCCCCGUGGCCGAUUCUUUGGCGGCACCAUGCGCUACAUUGGCGACGAGUUUGAAUUCCGUCACGGUGAGCUCUACAAGUGGGAGGCUGGCGGCCAGGUGUCCAUUGUCAAGGGCGAUGUGGGCAUCUCCAACGGCCUGGCCUGGGACGAGAAGGCCAAGAAGUUCUACUACAUCGACACCACCGACUACGAGGUCAAGUCGUACGACUAUGACUUCGACACAGGCGUGUCCAGCAACCCCAAGGUGGUCUUCAACUUGCGCAAGACCAGUCCCAAGGAUCAUCUGCUUCCCGACGGUCUCACCAUCGACACCGAGGGUAAUCUCUAUGUGGCCACAUUCAACGGUGCCACCAUUUUCAAAGUCAACCCAAACACUGGCAAGGUCCUGCUGGAGAUCAAGUUUCCCACCAAGCAGAUCACCUCGGCUGCCUUUGGUGGCCCCAACCUGGACAUUCUAUAUGUGACAACAGCGGCCAAGUUCGACCAGCCGGCCCCAGCAGGCACCACCUAUAAGGUGACGGGCCUGAAUGCCACUGGCUAUCCAGGCACCUAUCUGAAGGCCUAGGUAAUACCAAAUCCUAAAUCACAAUUUUUUUUAAACUUCAAAAAUGCAUCACAAAUCUAAUCCAAGUGCAAUAAAAUGUUAUAAUUAUUAAUCAAACAAAA
Molecule: messenger RNA, 1121 nt
Organism: Drosophila obscura
Lineage: Eukaryota; Metazoa; Arthropoda; Insecta; Diptera; Drosophilidae
Product: regucalcin
Exons: 3
Coding region: 109-1020 (303 amino acids)
Biological process (GO): L-ascorbic acid biosynthetic process
Molecular function (GO): gluconolactonase activity; calcium ion binding
Source: RefSeq, a predicted model, not a curated record